AUGACCGAUUCAGUCGCGCACGCCUCACCGACAUGGAGAACGAACUCAUUAGACCCGUCGCUGCAACCGGACUGGAUGAACGGCACGGCGGAGUCAGAGGCGGUCAAAACAGCGGAGGAUGAUCUCGAGCGCUCGUACAAGAACAAGCCAUUCUUCAAGGACCCAUGCUACGAGAAAUUCGCCAGAUCACGAGACGAGUAUGACAAACCGACGCCCGACGGCCUCGAGGAGUUCAAGCGCCUCUUACGGGCGAGUUAUCUUCGCACCGUAGAGCGCAUCGAUAAAGAUAUCCGAGUUCUGGAAGCGCAGCUACAAGACGAGAAUAUCUCCGAAACGCGACGGUCGGUUAUCCCGCAGCACAUCGAGGACACUCGUGCGAAAUUAAAAGAGAAAGACAAUUCAUUGAACGCGAUGUGCGCCGAUGUGGAUGCGGUUAUCGCAGAUUUGAAAGGCUUGCCCGAUAAAAUUGCCGACAUAAAAGAACACGCCUCUGAACAACUCCAGCAACACAAAAGAAAAAGGACUAGUGUAUCUUUGGAACGCAACCUCGAGGAGUUGAGCGAUGCGUUGCGCAGCUACGAGGCGAAAAUGGAACAACAGAGGCUCACACUGUGGAAUUAUCGUGGGAAUUAUGGGUCAUGUCCACCCCAGUAUGUUGGCCACCGAAGUGGCUCAAGUAGCUUCAUUGUUCAUCCUGUGGGUGUCAUUGGCUGCGAUGGCAGUAACCUCAGCGUUGAUGGAUACGUUAACUAUGAUGGUUAUGGUCAGUGUAACGUACCAAAGUGGCAGCCUGAAUGGGGACCUGAGAAGCAAUUUUGUGCGUGCAAAAGCUUCCAAGAUUGGUACAACAAAGUUGGCGCCCAAGACCUUCUUUACAGCGCGCUUCGUGGCGUAGAGGGCGCGCUAAAGGCGCUCAGUGGUUCGGGAGAUGACACGUCUUCGCUUCGACGGCGCAUGGGCGAUGCCAAUUUGGACGAGGCAAGCACGGGGAGUUAA
This is a messenger RNA of Ostreococcus lucimarinus CCE9901, 996 nucleotides long. RefSeq lists its product with no specific name. The coding region runs from base 1 to 996 and encodes 331 amino acids. The transcript has a single exon. Lineage: Eukaryota; Viridiplantae; Chlorophyta; Mamiellophyceae; Mamiellales; Bathycoccaceae. The record is from RefSeq and is a predicted model, not a curated record.